AUGACUUCGUCUAGUGGGAAACGCAGUGCCAGUUACUGGCGCGAGCGAUCAGCAACUCUGCCAGCGUUUGUAUCGCCAACGCCUGAAGUUGCUUUACAGCAUCGCGCUUCGAUACUCUGGGCGCCGAAAGAGGAGCUACCCGACGACGGUUUACAGGAUUAUUUGCAGUUCGCUUACACCAACUACUCCAUUGAGGAGGAGCAGGCAUUAUACAUAUUGCGGCAACAGAGCUACGACCUAACCCUCGCCCGUGAUCGCUUGGCAAGCAUUGAGACUGCGCGCGGUUGUCGUUUCUGCCGCUGGCGGGCUAAGGACUUGUUGCAUAUUUGCAAAGCACUCAAGAAGCAUGGGGUUGACUACGAAAAGGUUGGAAAGGGUCUGCCCCAUAUCCCAAUCGCUGAUAUGAGAAGUUUUGUUAAGUUUAUGAAAGUGCCUAUAGAUUUAAUCUAAUGAACUUGUUUCGCAAUCAU
This is a messenger RNA of Scaptodrosophila lebanonensis, 470 nucleotides long. RefSeq lists its product as uncharacterized. Lineage: Eukaryota; Metazoa; Arthropoda; Insecta; Diptera; Drosophilidae. The transcript has a single exon. The record is from RefSeq and is a predicted model, not a curated record. The coding region runs from base 1 to 450 and encodes 149 amino acids.